Molecule: messenger RNA, 5590 nt
Organism: Spea bombifrons (plains spadefoot toad)
Lineage: Eukaryota; Metazoa; Chordata; Amphibia; Anura; Pelobatidae
Gene: MAP3K4
Product: mitogen-activated protein kinase kinase kinase 4
Exons: 25
Coding region: 471-5048 (1525 amino acids)
Biological process (GO): MAPK cascade; protein phosphorylation
Molecular function (GO): protein kinase activity; ATP binding
Source: RefSeq, a predicted model, not a curated record
CACCGCAGGCUUCUGUACGUCAUUUCCAGCUACCAGAGUCCGCUGGCUGCAGUCAUUAAACACGGCGAACGUGGAGGCAGGACUAUGUGCUCACGUUGAAUGCAGGAAGCUCUGGACGCCAGCCUGCAAUCAGCCUUAACAGGAGGAAGUGCGGCUGGACUCGCUGGCACGGAGCCGUAUAAUACAGCCACGAGCGCCGGCUGGGCUGAAUCCCGUGCAUGCACCGGGGGACCGGGUUUAUAGGAGUGCGCGGCAAAUUUGAAUUGCCCGUGGGUUGCAGGGUCUUAACCCCCCUCGCUUACAGUCGGUGGCGCUGGGCCCUAGCGCUGCAAGUUUCUGCAAUCCCGACCCUACUGCACCAUCCAGAAGGCUGCGCAAGGUUUGGAAAAUGAAUCGCGAUGCAUACGUUUCAGAAGUCGCUCUGCGUAAUCUGAUUUGAACAUAAUGCACGGAUCUCCUGAGCGUGCAAAAUGCGCAAAACGGAGAAUGCAGCCGGAGAAAACCUGGAUUGUGAAGCCGAUGAGUUUUCAGAUGAGGCCAAUGCCGAAAGCCUCUAUGCCACCUCUCCGCCCAACAAUCCCCGACAGAUGAAACGUAUGUCAACGAAACACCAGCGAAAUAGCGCGGGGAGGGUGGUCAGCCGCUCCAUGUUCAAAGAAAAGAUGAGUACACCAAAUCAGACACCGCACAAGGAAGCCAGCAAAAUAGCUGAAAAUGUAGAGGAUCACAGCUACAGGCAAGAGAAGAAGAACAGAGCAACGCUCAGGACAACAGAGAGGGAUCACAAGAAAAAUGUGCAAUGUUCAUUUGUACUGGACCCAGGCAGUGCUUCUUUGCCAAAAAAAUCAAUUCCAGAUGUUGAUCUUAAUAAACCUUACCUCAGCCUUGGCUGCAGCAGUGCCAAGCUACCUGUGUCUGUGCCUGUUCCAAUAGCAAGAACUACCCGUCAGACCUCUCGUACUGAUUGCCCAGCUGACCGCCUCAAAUUCUUUGAAACUCUGAGACUUCUGUUAAAACUCACAUCUGUCUCUAAAAAAAAGGAAAGGGAACAGAGAUGUCAAGAUAAUAACUCAUCCAUGUGGUUUAAUCGUUCAAAUGAACUUUUUUGGCUCGAACUUCAAGCAUGGCAUGCUGGCCGCAGUAUUAAUGACCAAGACUUGUACCUGUAUACAGCCCGCCAAGCCAUCCCAGACAUCAUUAAUGAGAUUCUAACAUUCAAAGUGAAUUAUGGGAGAUUGUCUUCUGUUACCAAUGGAGGCAACUUGAAUGGGACUUUGUCAGAUAGUCAGUUUAUGGUCUGCCAUGACACUGUUGGUGUGGGCUACUCAAGCUAUCAUGACCACAUCCAGAAACAGAGAACCUCUUUUGAGCAGGUAAAACAGAUAAUGGAGUUACUGGAAUACAUUGAAGCACUUUAUCCAUCUUUGCAUGCUCUCCAAAAGGACUAUGAGAAAUAUGCUGCAAAGGACUUUCAGGCACGAGUGCAGGCACUCUGCUUGUGGCUCAAUAUAACAAAGGACCUUAAUCAUAAACUUAGAAUUAUGGGAACUGUUCUAGGUAUCACAAACCUUUCUGACAUUGGCUGGCCAGUGUUUGAAAUCUCUUCACCACGUCCAUCAAACUGUCCAGUUGACGAAGAUAAUGAUAUAGAGAAUGAGAGUGGUCUGAACGAAGGAAUAUCUGAGACUUUUAUAGAGGAGAGUGAGGGAGAGGAGAGUGAGGCAGAGGAACAAAUAGACAGUGUGUUGGAUGCUAGUCAAGAUGUAGACAAGCUCAACCACAAGAUAAAGGUUCGUUUGAAGAAAGAGGACCAAUACUCACAAAAGUUGGACAGGUUUGCCUCUGAGGAUGAUUCCUGCUGGGCAAAUCAGGAAUGCAAUCAUGAGUCUGGAUGUAAUAGGCAUUGUUUAACGUCCAUAUACAGACCCUUUGUCGAUAAAGCUUUAAAGCAGAUGGGUCUCCGGAAACUCAUUUUAAGACUUCAUAAACUAAUGCAUGGUUCCCUUCAGAGAGCUCGCACAGCAUUGAUAAAGUCUGAUCUUAAAAGAGAGCUUUCAGAAUUUCCAGACCUCAUGUUGUGUUCAGACUACCUGCCUGACCUCUUGAGGCAAACAUCUAGCUCCACACAGGAUGAAUAUACCGGCGAUCUUGUAUCAUGGGAAGAGUUAAAGUCCAUGGAUUUGCCAUCCUUCGAGCCUGCAUUCUUGGUACUUUGUCGGGUCCUCUUGAAUGUUAUUCAUGAAUGUCUCAAAUUGAGACUGGAGCAGAGACCAGCUGGGGAACCAUCACUCCUAAGUAUUAAGCAGUUAGUACGAGAGUGCAAGGAAGUCUUGAAGGGUGGACUUUUGAUGAAGCAAUAUUAUCAGUUCAUGUUACGGGAAGUAUUAAACGACUUGCAGAAACUUGACUCCAAUAUUGAUGCUUUUGAGGAAGAUCUACACAAGAUGUUAAUGGUGUAUUUUGAUUAUAUGAGGAGUUGGAUUCAAAUGUUGCAGCAUUUGCCUCAAGCCUCUCACAGUCUAAAAAACCUACUGGAGGAGGAAUGGAAUUUCACCAAGGAAAUCACUCCAUACAUUCGAGGUGGUGAAGCUCAGGCGGGAAAACUUUUUUGUGACAUAGCAGGAACGUUGCUCAAAUCCACUGGGAAUUUCCUUGAUUCCGGUCUGCAGGACAGCUGUGAGGAAUUUUGGGCCAGCACUGAUGAUGGCAGCGUCUCUGAUGAAAUCAGGAGAUCCGUGAUUGAAACCAGCCGAGCCUUGAAAGAGCUGUUUCAUGAAGCAAGGGAAAGAGCAUCUAAAGCUCUUGGCUUUGCAAAGAUGUUACGAAAGGAUCUCGAAAUAGCAGCAGAAUUUACUUUUUCAGUGCCAGUGCAAGAUCUUCUAACUUCCUUAAAAGCAAAGGAUUAUACAAAGGUCCUUAUUGCAACCCUAGAAAACUUGCACGUGUUUGUUCCUGAUAAUGUUUCCAAGGGGAAGGCUGUUAUUCUACAGUUACUUAGUGCUGCUGCUGGUAUAGAUUGUUCUAAAGACUGUGAGGAUGUGGCAUAUGAUGCAUUUCUGCUCAUGACCAAGCAUUCUGGCAAAGACCUGGAUAACGAAGACAACUGGAGUUUCUGGAAUGGGCAGACCGUGAAAAUCGUACCCCCUGUAGAAAUGGCUGACACUCUAAGGAGUAUGCAGGUUGACAACAUAUUGCUUGUGGUUCUGCACUCAGCCCAUCUGAUGAUUCACAGAAAGGCUUUUCAGCACUCAUUUGAAGGACUUUUAUCUCUGCGUCUUGAGCAGACAUCAAGUCAUCCUGUGAUUGCAGAAUCUUUGCAUCAGCUCAAGAGUGAUGCUUUGCAACUCUGCAAUAAGAUAAGCAGUGCUAUUGAUAGAGUCGAUCAGAUGUACACCUCUGAAUUUGACACGGAAGUUGAUGAGCCAGAAUCUGCAACUCUGCACCAGUACUAUCGAGAAGCAAUGAUCCAAGGUUACAACUUUGGGUUUGAGUACCAUAAAGAAGUGGUUCGACUCAUGUCUGGGGAAUUCAGACGGAAAAUUGGUGACAAAUACAUUACCUUUGCCAGAAAAUGGAUGAAUUAUGUCCUAACAAAAUGUGAAAGUGGCCGUGGCACCAGACCAAGAUGGGCAACUCAAGGUUUUGACUAUCUUCAAGCGAUUGAGCCUGUAUUCAUAUCGGCAUUACCUGAAGAUGACUUUCUGAAUUUGCAAGCGCUCAUGAAUGAGUGUAUUGGUCAUGUCAUUGGGAAACCCCAUAGUCCAGUAACAGGCUUGUACUUGGCUACUUAUCGCAACAGUCCCCGUCCUGUAAAGGUACCGCGAUGUCACAGUGACCCACCAAACCCAAACCUUGUUACUCCCACACCAGAAGGCUUUAGAGGUUCCAGUGUUCCUGAAAAUGAUCGCUUGUCCUCCAUCGCAUCAGAACUGCAGUUCAGAUCCCUUAGUCGGCACUCCAGCCCAACUGAGGACAAAGAAGAGCCUACGUAUCCAAAGGCAGAGUCAGGUGGAUCAGUCAGACGAAGUUGGGAGCUUCAGACUUUCAUCAGCCAGGCUAGAGAUUGUCGUCUUACAGACAGUGCGGCCAGGCCAAAGCCAAUGGAUGCUAUUCAGAAGUCUGUCAUGUUAUUUGAAGAUCAGAGAUAUCGCAAGAUGAGAAAGAAAAAUAUAAUUGGCCAAGUCUGUGACACCCCUAAGUCUUAUGACAACUUUAUGCAUGUAGGGUUGAGGAAAGUAACCUUUAAGUGGCAGAGGGGGAAUAAAAUAGGUGAAGGUCAAUAUGGCAAAGUUUACACCUGCAUUAGUGUGGAUACAGGAGAGCUCAUGGCAAUGAAAGAAAUCCGAUUUCAGCCAAAUGACCACAAGACAAUCAAGGAAACUGCAGAUGAAUUGAAAAUAUUUGAAGGCAUUAAACACCCCAAUCUUGUUCGUUACUUUGGAGUGGAGCUUCACAGAGAGGAAAUGUACAUUUUCAUGGAGUAUUGUGACGAAGGUACCUUGGAGGAAGUGUCCAGACUUGGCCUCCAGGAACAUGUUAUUCGGCUUUACACAAAGCAGAUUACGAUUGCAAUAAAUGUUCUACAUGAACAUGGGAUUGUUCAUAGAGAUAUCAAAGGAGCAAAUAUAUUUUUGACUUCAUCUGGACUAAUAAAAUUGGGAGACUUUGGAUGUUCAGUGAAACUUAAAAACAACACACAGACCAUGCCAGGAGAAAUAAAUAGCACACUGGGAACAGCAGCAUAUAUGGCUCCAGAAGUGAUCACAAGAGCUAAAGGAGAGGGUCAUGGUCGUGCAGCAGACAUCUGGAGUCUUGGUUGUGUAUUAAUAGAAAUGGUUACUGGAAAGAGACCUUGGCAUGAAUAUGAGCACAACUUCCAGAUUAUGUACAAAGUGGGAAUGGGACACAAACCACCCAUCCCAGAUCGAAUAAGCCCGGAAGGAAAAGACUUCCUUUCUCACUGCCUGGAAAGUGAUCCAAAGAAGAGGUGGACCGCUAGCCAGCUACUGGACCAUCCAUUUGUCAAGGUUUGCACAGAUGAAGAAUAAAUCUGUUUGCACAGAUGAAGACUUAAAUCUGUUUGCAAAAUGUAGCGAACUGUUUUCAACAAGUCAUCUCUUAAUCACUACUGUAUGUAAUAUUUACAUAAAGACUACACUGAGGCACACAGUGCAACAUUAUAUAUUACUAUGACUAAAGACUGAACAGGUGACAGAAGUCACUCCUCUCCUGCUGCUGCUGCUCUUGUAUGUUAUCCAUGUGACAGUAUCCUGCACAUUUUCUAAAGAAGCUGCAUGUAUCAGUGAAGUGCCAUUACUACUGUACAUGGAAAAUUGCUUCAUUUUUUCAUUUAUAUUGCUUUUUAUUUCUCAUGUCAUUGAGAACUGUAAUAAAUAGUACUGUUUUGAACUGUCAGGUUCAGAUGUAAGUUGUAUUAUUAUAAAGCAACCUGACCUGCAAUUUGUAAAUGUUUAAAUAUGUCCUGUUUGAGUGCACUGUGAACAUGUUAUUUUUGGGUAAGCUUCGGAUUUGUUAUGCAAAAAAAGCUAAUGAAAUAGGAAGUUUUCAUAAUAAAUGUUUUAUUUUAGGA